AUGGCUUGGUGCCCGUCCCUCCCUUCCCAAACCGAUUGUUUCCUAAGAUCCACCUUCCUCCCAUUGAGUACUCCUUCUGAGUUACAUGUAAGUCGCCCGCUGAAUUGUACAAGAUCCAGAAACAAGCGUCUUUCCAUAUCUUGUUCCCCUCCUAAAAUUGUUCGUGAUGUUUCACUAGACAAGCACGUUGUGAGACAAAAUAGGAUUCGGUUCGUUCAAAAGCUUAAAACGCUGCUGUUGUCCAAACCAAAACAUUACAUUCCGCUCCACAUUCUUUCUAAAUGCCGCUCCUAUCUUUCCCUCUCGAAACCUUGUUCAAUCCGCUCUAUGAUUUAUCGUUACCCUUCCAUUUUUGAAAUCUUUCGGAUGCCGACACCUCCUUUGCCCGAAAAUGCCACCAAGUCUUACUAUCAACUUUGUGUUCGUCUUACCCCGGCUGCUGAAGCCCUUGCUGCGCAGGAACUUCGUCUUCAGUCAGAAAUUUCCACCGAUUUAGCCAACAAACUGCAGAAGCUUCUCAUGCUUUCUUCUCAUCGCCGACUUGUCUUAUCAAAGCUGGUACAUCUUGCACCUGAUCUUGGGCUUCCUGCUAAUUUUCGAUCCCGCCUUUGCAAUGACCACCCUGAUAAAUUCAGGACUGUUGACACCUCGUACGGUCGCGCACUCGAGCUUGUAUCGUGGGACGAACAACUGGCUAUUCCUUUGUCUGUUCCCAAAGUUUCUCGUGACUUGAUAGUGGACAGGCCUUUGAAAUUCAAGCAGUUGAGGCUUCGAAAGGGCCUGAAUUUGAAGAGACGUCACCAAGAUUUCCUGAUCAAGUUGGGAGAGUUGCCUGAUGUGUGUCCUUACAGCACAUGUUUAGAAGAAUUUGCUAAGGAGUCCAUUGAGGCUGAGAAAAGAGCUUGUGCGGUGGUAAGAGAGGUGUUGGCCAUGACGGUUGAAAAGAGGACUUUAAUCGACCACUUGACACAUUUCAGGAAGGAAUUCGGGCUGUCCAACAAGUUGAGAGGGAUGAUUAUAAGGCACCCAGAGUUAUUUUAUGUGAGCGUGAAGGGCUUAAGGGAUUCUGUGUUCUUGGUUGAGGGCUUUGAUGAGAAGGGUAAACUUCUACAAAACGAUCGAACUUCAGUCAUAAAGAAUCAGUUGAUGAAGUUGGUCAGUGACGCAAAGAGGAUGAGACGAGAAAGGAGACAGCGUGGUAAGUAUGGCAAUGAUGAUACUGUAGACUCUAAUGAUGUUGAUGAGAACGAUGAAUUGCUGGACACUUUUGAUGACUAUGACGAUGGUUUUGAGAAUGUGUUCGAGUCUGAAGAUUCAGGUCUUGAUUAUGACUUUAUUGACAACGAUGAUGGAUACAAUGAGUUCGAGGGUCAUGUUAAGAAUGGAGAGCUUUGGACUGCAGAUGCUUCCUCUGAUGGUACCAGCGAGAGGGGAGGAUCGAGGGAACCUUGGUAG
Molecule: messenger RNA, 1455 nt
Organism: Dovyalis caffra
Lineage: Eukaryota; Viridiplantae; Streptophyta; Magnoliopsida; Malpighiales; Salicaceae
Source: the annotation of a GenBank genome assembly